GGGAGUGGAGGGGGCGGGAGAGAGAGGCGGGGAAGGUCCCUCCCAGGAAGGCCUUCCAGCCUCCGAAGGGAGGACUUUGCACCCCGCCCCGUGUUUGCAGGAGGGGGGAGGCGCCUUGAGAUCUUUCCCAGACGGGAUGUUCUUCUAUGCAGAUGUGGGGAGGAUCCGUGAAGGUGGAAGCAAAGUUCUCUGAGGCAGAAGGAGCUCCAUCAGAGGGAGGUCAGAGGGCGCAGACCCAGGAGCAUGCUCAAGAUGCCCCGUCAAGUGGCAGUGAAGAGACAUUAUCGAGCCGUUUUCUUUGCAGAGAAAUGGAAACACCUCAACCUCGACCUCCGAUCCAGUCUCUGUUUUCCUUUGAGGAGGUGGCCGUGUAUUUCACCGUGGCAGAGUGGGGCCUGCUGGAUCCGAGCCAAAAAGCCCUCUACAGGGAAGUCAUGCGGGAGAACUAUGGGAGCGUGGCUUUUCUGGAUGCCAAGAAUGUAAGAGAUCCUAUGCCGGAGACUGACCAAAGCCUUGCAUCUGAAGAAUGCCAGCACAGUUUCUCCAGAACAUCUGAAAAGACUGUUUCAUUCCCAAACGAAUUGGCAGCGACAGAUGUAGAGGAGACAGCUGGGGAAUUCCAGUUCUCUUUGGAAAUAGUCAAGAAUGGAGAUGCCAAAGAAAACUUUGGAGAUGGACCACAGAGGCAGGAGGAAAGCCAUGCAGUAGGAACUGAGCAGAGGAAAGAGGAGGAUGAAGAACUGCAUCUUGUAUCACCAGAUUUCCAAAAUGAAGAUGUGAGAAGAAACAUCAGGAUACAAAGCAGGUCUCAGAGGCAGAAAGUCAGAAACUGGGUGAAAAAGACAGAUAAAUCUGUUCCUUGCCAAGGGGGGGAUUUCCAAGAAGUAAUUCACAGCUUGGAGGAAACUUACAAGUGCAUGGAGUGUGGAAUGAACUUCUCAGAUCAAAUGCAAUAUAAUAUACAUUCUUCAAAGCACAGUAUAAUGAAGGCAUGUAAAUGCUUUCAGUGUGGAAAGUACUUCAGAUACAAGUCACAACUCCUUGUACACCAAAUGAUCCACAGAGCGGAGAAACAUUUUGAACACUCAGUGUGUGGGAAGAAAUUCAGUCAAAGCUGCAUUCUUCAACAGCAUCAGAGAACACACACAGGGGAGAAGCCUUUUGAAUGCUCAGAGUGUGAGAAGAGAUUCAGUCAAAAUGGUGCUCUUCAAUGGCAUCGAAGAAGCCACACAGGGAAGAAGCCUUUUGAAUGCUCAGACUGUAGGAAGAGAUUCAGUUAUAGUAGCCAUCUUCAAAGUCAUCUAAGAACCCACACAGGGGAGAAGCCUUUUGAAUGCUCAGAGUGUGGGAAGAGAUUCAGUGACAGUGGCAAUCUUCAAAGUCAUCUAAGAACCCACACAGGGGAGAAGCCUUUUGAAUGCUCAGAGUGUGGGAAGAGAUUCAGUCAAAAUGGUGCUCUUCAACGGCAUCGAAGAACCCACACAGGGGAGAAGCCUUUUGAAUGCACAGAGUGUGGGAAGAGAUUCAGUCAAAAUGGUGCUCUUCAAAGUCAUCUAAGAACCCACACAGGGGAGAAGCCUUUUGAAUGCUCAGACUGUGGGAAGAAGUUCAGUCACAGUGGCCCUCUUCAAAGUCAUCUAAGAACCCACACAGGGGAAAAGCCUUUUGAAUGCUCAGAGUGCAGGAAGAGAUUCAGUCAAAAUCGUGCUCUUCAAAAUCAUCUAAGAACCCACACAGGGGAGAAGCCUUUUGAAUGCUCAGAGUGCAGGAAGAGAUUCAUUAAGAGUGACAGUCUUCAGAGUCAUCUACGAACCCACACAGGGGAGAAGCCUUUUGAAUGCUCCAAAUGUGGGAAGAGAUUCAGUCAUAACACCAAUCUUCAAAGACAUCUAAGAACCCACACAGGGGAGAAGCCUUUUGAAUGCUCAGACUGUGGGAAGAGGUUUAGUCACAGUGGCCAUCUUCAAAGUCAUCUAAGAACUCACACAGGGGAGAAACCUUUUGAAUGCUCAGAGUGUGGGAAGAGAUUCAGCUGGAGUGGUGCUCUUCAAAGUCAUUUAAGAACCCACACAGGGGAGAAGCCUUUUGAAUGCUCAGAGUGUGGGAAGACAUUCAGUCAAAAUGGUGCUCUUCAAAGUCAUUUAAGAACCCACACAGGGGAGAAGCCUUUUGAAUGCUCAGAGUGCAGGAAGAGAUUCAGUAGGAGUGGCAGUCUUCAGAGUCAUCUACGAACCCACACUGGAGAGAAGCCUUUUGAAUGCUUAGAGUGUGGGAAGAGAUUCGGUGAAAGAAGCACUCUUCGAAAGCAUCAAAGAAUCCACACAGGGGAGAAGCCUUUUGAAUGCUCAGAUUGUGGGAAGAGAUUCAAUCAGAGUAGCCAUCUUCAGCUUCAUCAAAGAACUCACACAGGGGAGAAGCCUUUUUAAUUCUCAGAGUGUGGGAAGGGAUUCAGGCACAGUCUUCAACAGCAUGAAGGAAUCCACAGAGGGCAGAAAGUUUUGGAAUUUAAAGAGAUUCAGCCAGUGUGAUUGUCUUCAACAACAUCUAAGAACCCACACAAGGGGGGAAAAAACCAGAUUGCUUAUCUGUAACUGAUUAUCUUUGAGUAGUCACGUGCAGUCACUCACUUGGGUUCUGACUGAGCCCUGGGUUGAAUCUGACCUCAGAGAACUCCAAUAGCUAGCACCAGUGGGUUUUGGGUUUGUUUUUUGGUGGGCCUUUUCCUCUGCUCUGAGGAGCAGGCAGCUUCUGAGCAUGGCUGGAGCUGAGGAGAAAGCCCCACCCCCUCUCAGUUUCUUCCAGCUGCAAUUAGGAAGGCCAUUAGCAGGCAUGUGGAUGGAGAUGCCAGCAGUAAGUAAGGCUGUGUAGGUCGUUUGUGACUGCACAGGUGACCAUUCGAAGAUUGUCAGUUACAUGUAAGCGACCUUUUUAUCUUCUUCAAGGUCCCUGCGCAAUCCUACACUCGGGUGAUUAGCGAGCUGAAAUACUUGGAUGGAGAGUACUGGCGUAUUACGAAAAACUCAGAAGCACAAACCUCUCGGCCAGUUACUGCAAAAAUAUAUGUAUUUAAAAAAUGAAUAUUAAAGGGCUGUAUAUCUUAA
Molecule: messenger RNA, 3101 nt
Organism: Heteronotia binoei (common prickly gecko)
Lineage: Eukaryota; Metazoa; Chordata; Lepidosauria; Squamata; Gekkonidae
Product: zinc finger protein 883-like
Exons: 7
Coding region: 147-2426 (759 amino acids)
Biological process (GO): regulation of transcription by RNA polymerase II
Cellular component (GO): nucleus
Molecular function (GO): DNA-binding transcription activator activity, RNA polymerase II-specific; RNA polymerase II cis-regulatory region sequence-specific DNA binding
Source: RefSeq, a predicted model, not a curated record